Messenger RNA from Telopea speciosissima, 738 nucleotides. RefSeq lists its product as uncharacterized. Bases 1 to 738 code for a protein of 245 amino acids. NCBI's taxonomy places the organism in Eukaryota, Viridiplantae, Streptophyta, Magnoliopsida, Proteales, Proteaceae. The record is from RefSeq and is a predicted model, not a curated record. The transcript is spliced from 3 exons. Gene Ontology annotation, molecular function: RNA-DNA hybrid ribonuclease activity; nucleic acid binding.
AUGAUCACUAUCUUUGGUGAUCCAGAGAUUGUCCACACCUUAGCAAGCAUCGAAGAAGGUGCGGAAGCUCCUACAGAUUUCCAGAUGGGAGGAUUUGAGAUUGGGGCAAUCAGCGAGGACAUCGACUGGAUCGACCUUGAAGUAGAACAGAUGAAACUGGAAGCUACUGAAGAAGAACUGAACAUCGGAGGACUUGCAGCCAAUCGGAGAGGAUAUAGAGCAGGAAUAUUGUUGAUAACACCAGAUGAUCUCUAUCUGCCAUCUGCAUUCUGGCUAGAUUUCCCUUGCACCAACAACAUUGUAGAGUAUGAAGCAUGUGCAAUUGGUCUCAAAGCCGCCAUGGCAGUAGAGAUCAAGAAGCUGAGACUUUAUGCGGAUUCGUCGAUCAUGAUUUAUCAAACUCUAGGGAAGUGGAAGAUAAAGGAUGAAAAACUGAAACCUUACCAAGAACAUUUGGAGAACCUGAUCAAAAGCUUCGAUGAAAUCACCUUCGAAUAUUUGCCGAGGGACAAUAAUAGAUUCACUGAUGCCCUAGCUACUUUGGCUUCAAUGGUUGAAUGCACUCUAGAUACUCAAGUCCGCCCAUUCUUGGUAGAUAGAAGGCAUGGACCAGCAUAUGAAGAGUCAGUAAAUGUUCUGACAACUGAUGGGAGGUCAUGGUCUGCACCCAUCAUUGACUUCAUUAGAGAAAGGAAAUAUCCUCUGAAUUCCACAGUCGAUGAACAGAAGAGGUUGUGA